Messenger RNA from Pogona vitticeps (central bearded dragon), 1521 nucleotides. NCBI's taxonomy places the organism in Eukaryota, Metazoa, Chordata, Lepidosauria, Squamata, Agamidae. The record is from RefSeq and is a predicted model, not a curated record.
GCAGCAUUCAGAUUCGAUACCUACCACGGGCUCCAAGAAAGAUAGUCAUCACCUUGGAUUUGUUUUACUUACUUCUGAGAAAUCACCAGGCAUCUUUGACUCUUUUGUCAAUGGAGAGGAAUAGCACCUACCUUAGCAGCUCCAUGGAUAGCUCUUCGUUGGAGAACACCAGACCACCAGAAGUGGACCCUAACCAGACAGUCCUCUACACUCGAGAUGAGGAACUUGCCAAAGCUGAGAUUGGGGUUCUGGCUGCCAUUCUGGUGGUGACGAUGGCGGGGAACCUGGGUGUCCUCCUCGCCAUGUACCGACUAAGGAAGAAGAUGAGUCGCAUGCACCUUUUCAUCCUGCACCUGGGCCUGACUGAUCUUGGGGUUGCCCUAUUCCAGGUGCUUCCUCAGAUGAUUUGGGAGGUGACCUAUCGUUUCCAGGGACCCGAUCCACUUUGCAGACUUGUCAAGUACUUGCAGGUGCUGAGCAUGUUUGCCUCCACCUACAUGCUGAUUGCGAUGACGCUGGAUCGCUAUAUGGCCGUGUGCCACCCAUUGCGCACUCUCCAGCAGCCCAGCUGCCAGGCUUACCUGAUGAUUGGGACCACAUGGUUGCUUAGUUGCUUGCUCAGCUUGCCUCAACUCUUCAUCUUCUCAGUGAGAGAAGUACGCCAAGGUUCUGGUGUGCUGGACUGUUGGGCAGAAUUCAGGUACCCUUGGGGGGCCAAGGCCUACAUCACAUGGAUGACUUUGUGUGUCUUUGUGUUGCCCGUGGCCAUCCUCACCAUUUGCUAUGGUCUCAUCUGCCACAAGAUCUGCAAGAACCUUCGAGGGAAGACACAGCACGGUAGGGGAUCCUGUACAGCAGCUUCCAUUUCCUACACAGCCUCAACUCAGAAGGGAGCUGAGUGCCAGUCUGGUUCCCGUGUCAGCAGUGUCCGUACUAUCUCUCGUGCAAAGAUCCGCACUGUGAAGAUGACCUUUGUCAUUGUGCUGGCUUAUGUGGCUUGCUGGGCGCCCUUCUUCAGUGUGCAGAUGUGGUCUGUGUGGGACAAGAAUGCACCAAAUGAUGAAUCGAGUAAUGUGACUUUUACUAUCACCAUGUUGCUGGCCAGCCUUAGCAGCUGCUGUAACCCUUGGAUUUACAUGUUCUUCAGUGGACGUCUCUGUCAGGACAUCUUGCACUUUCUCUCCUGUUGUGGGAGUCUUCACUCCAAUCUCAAGAGGCAGUUCUCCAAUGGAAGCCUCUGCAGUCGGAAAACAACCAUCUUGACUCACAGCCCCCAGAACACUCCCGCUGCUCCUGAAGAUGGGAUUCAGCUGCAGUUAGAAGGCUUGAGAGAUUUCUACCAGCCCUACGAGGACACUGUGACUGAUUCAGGGAUGCUCUAAAGUAUCCUGAACCUGUGCAGUGCCACUGAAUGAUAAGUGUUCUGUAUGUUAAACUUUAAAACAGGCCUACAAUAUGAUGGCCCUAUAUUGUAUAUCUUCUAUGGGGCUGAAGAAAAUUUCCAUGCACAAAUGCUUUAUU